UGUGGUUUCUCUAAGCGCGGCUGAACAGAACUGCGAUACCACACGCGUCCGAGCAACCUGCGCUAUCGGGGGAUUUAAACACUACUCAGCGCUAGAACCCAAACCGCUUCUCUGGAUCUGCCGCAGGACGCUCGCUUACGGGAUUAUUGUUUAUUUGUUUAUUUGAACAAGAAGAUGUGAGUUUUUUUGUGUGAAUGCACGAUAAGAAAGAGAGGAACUCCAUCGCUGAUCAAGGUACACUUGAGGAAGAAGGAGAAGACGAAGCCGCUAAACAACUGAAGAUAUGAAGCUGAAGGGCUUUUGAAGACAAGCGAGUGAGACAUCCUGUUUGAAGACCACAGCCUUCUCUUCGUGGGGCCUCGGCACUCCAGCCAGGUCAAAGGUCGCCCCGGAGCAAGAUGGCCGCCGGCGGUCCACCCUGCCUCCGUCUGCCGGCCCUGCUGCCCCUCAGCACUCUGUUGCUCUGUAUGCUGCUUACUGGCUUCCAUGCCUUAUCACCACCAAGAUUCACUAAAGUUCCCGUAGACCAGAUUGGCGUAUCUGGGGGUGUGGUCUCAUUCGUGUGCCAGGCGACAGGAGACCCUAAGCCCCGGGUGAGCUGGAACAAGAAGGGGAAGAAAGUCAACUCCCAGCGCAUUGAGACUAUAGAGUUCGAUGAGGGUGCCGGCGCCGUCCUUCGGAUCCAGCCUCUACGAGCGCCGCGGGACGAGAACAUCUACGAGUGCGUGGCGGAAAAUAGCGAGGGUGAGGUCAACGUUAACGCCAAGCUGUCCAUAAUCAGAGAGGACUUGCUCCCGGGAGGAUUCCCCAACAUAGACAUGGGUCCCCAGCUGAAGGUGGUCGAGCGGACCCGGACGGCCACCAUGCUCUGUGCUGCAAGCGGCAACCCCGACCCAGAAAUCACCUGGUUUAAGGACUUUCUGCCCAUAGACCCCAACGCAAGUAACGGGCGAAUCAAACAGCUGCGCUCAGAAGCCUUUGAGGGUACCCCCAUCCGAGGUGCCCUGCAGAUUGAGAACAGCGAAGAGACGGACCAGGGGAAGUACGAGUGUGUGGCGUCUAACGUGGAAGGCGUGCGUUACUCAUCCCCUGCUAACCUAUAUGUGCGAGAGCUUCGAGAAGUCCGCCGUGUGCCCCCUCGCUUUUCUAUCCCACCGACCAGUCACGAGAUGAUGCCAGGUGGCAGUGUGAACAUCACCUGUGUGGCGGUAGGGUCGCCCAUGCCGUAUGUCAAAUGGAUGCUCAACUCCGAGGACCUAACGCCCGAAGACGAGAUGCCAGUGGGUCGGAAUGUUCUGGAGCUCAACAGCGUGCGAGAGUCUGCCAACUACACAUGUGUGGCCAUGAGCAGUCUGGGCAUCAUCGAGGCGGUGGCGCAGAUCACCGUCAAGUCCCUGCCCAAGCCUCCAGGCACCCCAAUGGUGACCGAGACCACGGCCACCAGUGUCACCAUCACCUGGGACUCGGGCAACCCGGACCCAGUGUCCUAUUACAUCAUCCAGUACCGCGCCAAGUCUCCCGACAGCAAGUUUGAGACCAUGGACGGCAUCACCACUACGCGAUACAGCAUUGGGGGCCUCUACCCCAACACGGAGUACGAGAUCCGCGUCUCGGCCUUUAACACCAUUGGCCAGGGUCCCCCCAGUGAGCCGGUGGAGACCCGGACCGGGGAACAAGCCCCGGCCAGUCCGCCCCGCAACAUCCAGGCCCGGAUCAUCUCUCAGAACACCAUGAUGGUGCGCUGGGACGAGCCAGAGGAGCCCAACGGACAGAUCAAAGGGUACCGGGUGUACUACACCAUGGACCCGUCCCAGCCCAUGAGCCUAUGGCAAAUCCAUAAUGUCCAGGAUAGCAUCAUCACCACCAUCCAGAGCCUGGUGGCAUCUGAGACCUACACCAUCCGUGUCUUGGCCUUUACCUCGGUGGGGGACGGGCCCUUCUCCGACCCCAUCCACGUCAAAGUGCUGCAAGGAGUCCCCGGACAGCCAACAAAGUUCCAGGUUGGUGCUGUGUCCGACACAAGCAUGGAGUUGACCUGGGAACCUGCCUUCCAGAAAGAGGGGAUCAUCAGCUUUGAACUCCGGUACAAAGAGGGCACUUUUGGGAGCCAGGUGACCAAAACUUUUGUCCCCACUGCUUCGUACGUCGUUGAGGGUCUGCGGGCGAACACCGAGUACUACUUCUCUCUGGCUGCCAUUUCCAACAAAGGCAUUGGAGCCUUCACCAACGAAAUAUCCCAGAAAACCUUGCAAGCCAAGCCCUCAGCCCCCCCUCAAGAUGUUAAGUGCAGCAGCUCCAGCUCCACCUCCCUGCUGGUAAGUUGGCGCCCCCCGCCUGUGGAGAGCCAGAAUGGCGCCCUGGCGGGGUACCUAGUACGCUACCAGGUGGUGGGAGCCUCCGUUGAGGGUGGCAGUGCCGGGGAGCCCAUGGAGGAGCCAGCCGUGCUGCCCAGUGAUGGGAAGGUGGUGCUGCAGAAGCUGGAGAAGUGGACCCAGUACAGCAUCACCCUGGCCGCCUUCACUGAGAUUGGGCCAGGCCCAGAGAGCGAGCCCCUGCUGUGCCGCACCGACGAGGAUGUUCCCGGAGCUCCUCCUAGGCGGGUCGAGGUGGAGGUGCUCAACUCCACGGCGCUCAAGGUCAUGUGGCGCUCCCUGUCGCCGGGGCGACAGCACGGCCAGAUCCGUGGUUACCAGGUGCACUAUGUGCGUGUGGAGAACGGGGAGUCGCGCGGCCUGCCCCUCAUCAAGGACGUCAUGCUUGCCGAUGCCCAGUGGGAAACAGACGAUACAGCCGAAUAUGAAAUGGUCAUCGGAGGGCUACAGUCUGACACCACCUACUCCAUCACAGUAGCUGCGUACACCACGAAGGGAGAUGGAGCACGCAGCAAACCCAAACUGGUGGUAACCAAAGGAGCAGUGCCUGGGCCACCCUCUCUGUCGGUGGCUCAGGAUUCAGAGACGUCGGCCGUGGUGUGCUGGGACGCACCCGAUGUUAUGAUCCCUGGCAUGGGGCUGCAGGGUUACCGGCUUCAGUUUGGCCGCAAAGACGUGUCCCCCCUGGCUAGUCUGGAGUUCACCCCACAGGAGAGGCAGUACACGGUGGCUAGUGUCCACCGCGGUGCCACCUACCUCUUCAAAGUCCAGGCCAAGAGUCGGGGGGGCUUCGGUGAGGAGGCGACAGCCGAACUGCAGGUGCCCGAACACACACCCCAGGGGUACCCCCAAAUCAGAGAAACCUCCAACGUGACCUGCUGCUCGGUGGAAUUGUCAUGGUCGCCCCCGGUGCUGGCAGAGCGCAACGGGGACAUCACAGAGUACACGCUAGCAUACCAGGAGAAGGGCUUGGGGGGCGCGCCCCGGGAACUCAGCCUGCCCGCAAGCCAGUCCACCUACGUGCUCAACAGCCUCAAACCCAACUCGGCGUACGACGUGAAAAUACGCGCACACACGAGUGUAGGUCCAGGGCCCUACAGCCCGCCGAUCCAGUAUCGGACAGUGGCGUUUGAGACAGAUGUACCAAAGAACUUCACGGUGAAGUGGGUAACCAAGACGACAGUGUUGCUAACAUGGAAGUUUGUUGAGAGGCGGUUCCCAUUUCGGUGCACGAUCGAGUACAACCGUCAGAAGAUGGACGUGGAUGCCCGGCUGACCAAGGCGCUGGUCACCAGCCUGCGGCCCAACACCACCUAUGAGUUCCGGGUCACGUGUCAGGAGAACACAGAGGGUGGCCCUCGCCACCGUGUGGUCGCUCGGACCACACCACCCAUCCUGGUCAAGAAGCCCAAGCUGGACCUCUACUCGGAGCCAGACAACAUUCUGACCAUGGGUUUCGCCCCGGUAGAGACCAAGGACAUCAAGGACUUCUAUGUGGUGGCGGUACCACUAAAGAAGGGUUUGGGGACUGCACGACAUCUCAAGAACCCAGACGAAAUGGACUUGGAAGAGCUGCUGAGGGACAUCACCCCGAAGCGUCGCACCAGGCGUCAGCUGAGCCAGGCGGAUGGCAAGAAGCCCUACAUCACAGCCUGCUUCAAGCAGCUCCCCACCUCGUUCACCCUGGGCACAGAGCACCGCCACAGCAGCUGUGAGAGUAAACCUCUGGAGCCCGGGCAGGAAUACGUCUUCUUCCUACUGGCUGAGCUCAACACCACCGCCGUGAAAAUGUUUGCAGCCAGCCCAUAUACAGACUUAGUGGUGACCCCAGAACUUGAGGCUGAUCCUCUGCCCAUGGAGACAGGUGGGGACGGCCUCAUCUGGGUGGUGGGGCCCGUCCUGGCCGUAGUCUUCAUCAUCUGCAUCGUCAUCGCCAUCCUCCUCUACAAGAACAGCAAACCUGACAGCCGUAAACGAAAGGAGUCAGAGCCCAGAACAAAAUGUCUGCUGAACAACGCAGAGAUCACCCCACACCACCCCACAGACCCAGUGGAGAUGAGACGCAUUAACUUCCAGACCACAGGUAUGAUGAGUCAUCCCCCCAUUCCUAUUGCGGAGCUGGCUGAACACACGGAUCUUCUCAAAGCCAACGACAACCUGAAACUCUCCCAGGAGUAUGAGUCCAUCGAUCCAGGCCAGCAGUUUACGUGGGAACACUCCAACCUGGAGGUGAACAAGCCUAAAAACCGCUACGCCAACGUCAUCGCCUACGACCACUCCCGCGUCAUCCUCGCACCCAUCGAAGGUAUUACCGGCAGUGAUUAUAUCAACGCCAACUACAUAGACGGCUACAGGAAGCAGAAUGCCUACAUGGCUACACAGGGCCCGCUGCCCGAGACGUUUGGGGACUUCUGGAGGAUGGUGUGGGAACAGAGGGCAGCCACUGUGGUCAUGAUGACCAGACUGGAAGAGAAAUCACGGAUCAAGUGUGACCAGUACUGGCCCAGUCGAGGCACAGAGACCUAUGGUAUGACCCAGGUGACUCUACUGGACACCAUAGAGCUGGCCACCUUCUGUGUUCGCACUUUCUCCCUGCACAAGAAUGGCUCCAGUGAGAAGCGGGAGGUCCGUCAGUUUCAGUUCACUGCGUGGCCCGACCACGGGGUCCCCGAGUACCCCACCCCCUUCCUGGCCUUCCUCCGUCGGGUCAAGACCUGUAACCCCCCAGACGCAGGCCCCAUCAUCGCCCACUGCAGUGCGGGCGUGGGGAGGACGGGCUGCUUCAUUGUGAUCGAUGCCAUGCUGGAGCGUAUCAAGCAUGAGAAAACAGUGGACAUCUAUGGCCACGUGACCCUGAUGCGUUCGCAGCGGAACUACAUGGUGCAGACGGAGGACCAGUACAGCUUUAACCACGACGCGUUGCUGGAGGCGGUGGCGUGCGGCAACACGGAGGUGGCGGCCAGGAGCCUGUUCUCCUACAUCCAGAAGCUGGCCCAGGUGGAGACGGGCGAGCACGUCACCGGCAUGGAACUGGAGUUUAAGCGCCUAGCCAACUCCAAGGCCCAUACGUCCAGGUUUAUCAGUGCCAACCUACCCUGCAACAAGUUCAAGAACCGUCUGGUGAACAUCAUGCCCUACGAGACCACCCGCGUCUGCCUGCAGCCAAUCAGGGGCCUCGAGGGCUCAGACUACAUUAACGCCAGCUUCAUCGACGGAUACAGGCAACAGAAGGCCUACAUUGCAACGCAGGGCCCAUUGGCAGAGACCACAGAGGACUUCUGGAGGAUGAUGUGGGAGAACAACUCCACUAUUGUAGUCAUGCUCACCAAACUCCGAGAGAUGGGCAGGGAAAAGUGUCAUCAGUACUGGCCCGCUGAGCGUUCGGCCAGGUACCAGUACUUUGUGGUGGACCCCAUGGCUGAGUACAACAUGCCCCAGUACAUCCUCCGAGAGUUCAAAGUCACCGAUGCAAGGGACGGGCAGUCCAGGACAGUUCGUCAGUUCCAGUUCACUGAUUGGCCGGAGCAGGGGGUACCCAAGUCAGGAGAAGGCUUCAUAGACUUCAUAGGCCAGGUGCACAAAACCAAGGAGCAGUUUGGCCAGGACGGACCCAUCUCUGUCCACUGCAGUGCGGGGGUUGGCCGGACCGGUGUCUUCACCACACUCAGCAUUGUGCUGGAGAGGAUGCGCUAUGAAGGCGUGGUAGACAUCUUUCAGACGGUCAAGAUGCUGCGGACACAGAGGCCGGCCAUGGUCCAGACAGAGGAUGAAUAUCAGUUUUGCUACCAGGCGGGUCUGGAGUACCUAGGAAGCUUUGAUCACUAUGCAACGUAAGAAUCCAUCUCGUCCCCCAAAUCCUAUGUCCCCCUCAACAGUCUCCUGAGCCAUAGAAAUGAAAACAACAACAGCAGCCAGAAAACUAAAUUCAACCAACAGAAUAGCAAACGAAUUGUAGAUUAUUAUUUUUUAUUUUUUUUAAAGUCAACAAUAGUGCAAUUCCAAUUGGACCCAAUGGACUUUGAUGUCGGUGAGGAAACCGUAAAUGACUCCAUCAGCAGAACUAAUUGACGCCCUCACUCUGAAGAAAGGAACCAAAAGUGGUGGCUCAAGCUGUGGGGUGGGAAUAAUUAAAGUGUUGGACUGCUAACCUUACCUCAAGUGUUCAGAUGUGGAGGUGGACAAUGUAAACAUUUCGUGGACAUCUAUUAAAAAUUAACUACGUUACAAACAAUACAACAGUGAAUGAAGGAAAAAACCAACUGGGAAAAACGGAGAAAAUGGUGGAGUGGAUGUAGCUUUAAAUGGGGAAGCACCGUUUCUACCAUGUAAGGACAGAGGUUCACAGUGUUUAUAAACACUUCUGAUGGAAAACUGUGGUUGCCUGUGAAACACAGAUGAUUGUCCCCAAAAUGUCAGACACCUCUGAUGAGACAAACACACUGAGUUAACAGUAAGGUACUGGCAACAGAAGUCGACCUCCAUUCGGGACCCCCUACCACACUCAUCCUUCUCUCUAAGCAAGAUAACUUCUACUGCCCAUAGUUCUGUUUCAACCUUAGAAGCUCAACUCCCAACAUGUCCAUCAUCUCGUACAAAGGGCAGCCCUAUAACCCUUCAACUCUUUGGGCUAAGAGGAGCUUCUGCAGUACAGAAUAUUCCGGGGGAAAGUGAUGAAGGUGUCAUAUAGUGUCUGCCAGCGGUGGAUAAUGCCGAUUCAAUCAACUUACCGUUUCCGUUUCUCCAUCACUUGACGUGUGGAGCUUCUUGAGGACAAACCCCAACAUGUUUAUACAGUAACCACUGACAUAGUUCUCUUAGCCUCAGUCACCAUGGAAACUGGGUGAAAAGAGACCACUCUUGCAAGACCAGAUGAAUGACAAUGAAGUCCCUUGACUUUUUACUGUCACUCUUCGUUCAGGACUAGUUUUUACUGGUGCAGGGCCCAACAUAUUGACCGAGUGGAAUCACCACAGGAGAACUUGGCAUGGUGAAUGGUGGCAACUGAGCUCUCUUUGCAAACUUGUACAGUGACCAACAACCCAUUGUAAUCAUUUGUUAAUUUUGUCUUACAAUUACUUGUAUUUCUGGGGGUUUUCUGUCAAUACUAAACAUGCUGCUUAUUCUCCUGUAUGCUGUAAGUGUGACUGUGGUAUGGGAUGACAAUGGAGGUGCCUGGUCUGGUGUCAGUUUGCACCCAUGCGACUGAAACUGAAAGUGCAUCCACAUGCCCCCCCCCUCCCUCCCUCCCCCAUCAACUCCUCUCGGCCUCCUCUGGACUCACUGUCUCACACGACAUUCAUGUCCCAAGCUUGACUUAAAGAGAGAGACUAGCUCUCUACUAACAGUGGAAGGACAGUGGUUGUGAGGAACUGAGUUGAUAACCCAGAGAAAGGUUCCUGUCUUUUCUCUUCCACCUAUUGGCCAAAGGCCACUGUGGAUGACUGGCCAAAGGCCACUGUGGAUGAGUGGUCAAAGGCCACUGUAGAUGACUGGCCAAAGGCCACUGUGGAUGACUGGCCAAAGGCCACUGUGGAUGACUGGCCAAAGGCCACUGUGGAUGACUGGCCAAAGGCCACUGUGGAUGACUGGCCACAGGCCACUGUGGAUGACUGGCCACAGGCCACUGUGGAUGACUGGCCACAGGCCACUGUGGAUGACUGGCCACAGGCCACUGUGGAUGACUGGCCACGGGCCACUGUGGAUGACUGGCCACAGGCCACUGUGGAUGACUGGCCACAGGCCACUGUGGAUGACUGGCCACAGGCCACUGUGGAUGACUGGCCACAGGCCAUUGUGGAUGACUGGCCAAGGGCCACUGUGGAUGAUGUGAAAGUUAUGUCCACGAUAAAAAUGACUUGCACAUCACAAAACUUGAAAUCUAAACAAUCUAAACAAUAGCAGGUCCGAUUCUACCCACCAUGUACACGUGUCUGACAAAAACAAGCCCUCAAAGCCCGCAAUUGUAUUUUUUCUCAGAGGUCUGUGCUUUGGUAUACCCAGGAGUAUGCUUUUACGAUGGAUUCUGGGAAGGUUUUGGGAUUGGUAUGUACACUAACAGAGUGAUGAACGGAACUGUUUGUAGUCUUUCUUAUUUCCAAAAAAAGCCUUAUUGUUAUUGUAACAUUAUGGAAACAUGAAUGUUGUGUUAUUGAUGACUAUUGUUAUUUUACUUUACAUAGCUUACUUUCAAUUUUUUUAUUUUUUGUUUCGGUUUUUUAACAGAGAUAUUGUAUCACAUUUUUUUAAAUUAGCAGGAAAAAAAUGUAGGCUUAUAUGUUCAUAUUAUGUUAAAAGACAUUAUAUUUUUUCACUAUAGAAAUGUUAUGUAUAACUUGUGGAUGUGUGCAUAUAUAUAUAUAUAUAUCACACAUUCAUAUAUAUUUAAAUGAAGAAUAUAAAGAUGUAUACAAACAUAUUUUUUUCUGUUUCUUAUUUGUAGGUAUUUUUUACCAUAAACUUUCAUUUUGCUCAUGUAAAAUGCUGAUGGAUUUGUUUUGUAGCCAUGAACUUAACCUUGGGAAAUAUUGUGUGUUUCUCUGGAAACAAUUAGCGGAGGUGUCUGGCCCGGGCGCCGCUCCUGCAACCCUUUUUAAAUCCUACCACUUGGUAGACCUGUGCCGAUAAGGAGAUGGUGUCUUUUUAAUUGUUGUUGAAAUUACUAUUAUCAUUAGCUAACAAUAGUCAUGUAUUUGUUUGAGUAUUAUUUUCAUAUGUAGUAGAUGAAAUAGUCUACAAAGCAUUCAAUUGGAGGAAAGGUCUAACCCAUUUUGCUGAAUUUGCCAGACUAAAGGUGCUGUACUUUUUGACCAUGUACAGACCGUCAUCUCCCUCUUUCUCAGAAGUCCAUCAUUUCCUCCUCUUUCUUUUUCUUUUUCUUUUCAGACACAACACGAUCAUCCAUUUGUUAGAUAUCAACUAUAAUCCAGAAUAUAACACCUGUAAAUAAACAAACAUAUAGAUUAUAUGUAUUUGUUUGAUUUAACUCUCAACGCUCUCUUACUUCAGAUCAAAUACUGAACUGCAAAGAUAAGGUUCUGCUUAUUGCAAAGUUCACAGUGUAAAGUGUACUUUCUCCCUUUGUAACAUUUGUAGUCCACUCUGCUCUCUGUUCUUAAGUCCCCUCCCUCUCUGUUAAGAGAGGUCAAUGACGACCCAUAACUUUUGCCUCAGCACAGGUUUCUUGCAAUCAAAAUGGCGCCUGCUCUCUGGCCCCAAAGUGAACAGGGCUGGGAAACGGUAACCAAAGGACUAUUCCUUUCCAAAACAAAAGCUCUAUCUUUCCAUCCCCAAAAAAGGAGAAGUGCUCUAGUUCCCAACUGCCUAAAAAGCCAAGAAGUGGAUUGUCCAUUGGCAGUCAUAGAGAGAAACAAGAGAUUUUCUCUACUACUUAGCAACUGGUCAUAGUGCGAUGACACAGCCAUUAAGGGCAAAGUACUACAGUACACUACCACUGACCCUGAAUCAUGACAUGAUGUAAGAGGGUUCAUUAUACUGUAAGAACCUAGUACCAUACUGUGUUCAUUCUUAUUAUUAUUUUUAUGUUUUGUUACGGGAUGCAGAAUGAGUCAGGACUGAAUGAGAAGGAGCCGUGUGAUGCAAAGACUAGGACGAAGGAAGACGAAACAACAAAGACAUUUCCAGCAUAUCCUUUUCAAGUGGGAAUCGCAGACUUUUUCAUAUGAACAAAUCUUGAAAUUAUCUUGAAAUUAGGACUUUUUUAUGACUGAAUUCAAAGACUGGUUAAGGGCCAAUGACAAAAAACAAGACUGGACAUCUUUGGAAGUUUGUGCGAUGUGCUACUCUUUGACUUCAUGUUAAGAUACCAGACUUUUGACAACAAUAGCAGCCAAAUCUACUGGAAUGUUCAACCGAGGUUUUGAAAUUAACAAAAGAGAAAAAUUACUAUAAAAUAAUAGAACCUAUACGUACAACAGCCAACAAAAAGAUAAAAAACCUAAGCUCAAUCAAAAUAGUUUUUCUUUGUAUGAGGGCCAAGUGCUAUCGCUUUCAAACUGUUACUUCUAACUGAAACAAUGAUUGGUUAAAAACCACUGUGUAUGUAGAUAUGUUGACUUUGUAUUAAAAAAAUGUUGUCUGAA
Oncorhynchus gorbuscha (pink salmon) is the source of this 10471-nucleotide messenger RNA. It is a transcript of the gene ptprsa, whose product is annotated as protein tyrosine phosphatase receptor type Sa. The coding region runs from base 399 to 6206 and encodes 1935 amino acids. Lineage: Eukaryota; Metazoa; Chordata; Actinopteri; Salmoniformes; Salmonidae. Gene Ontology annotation, biological process: protein dephosphorylation. Gene Ontology annotation, molecular function: protein binding; protein tyrosine phosphatase activity. The transcript is spliced from 38 exons. The record is from RefSeq and is a predicted model, not a curated record.